AUGUAUUGGCCCAUAGGAACCCCCAGAAUUUUCGCAACGAGCAGCAGGUCUGGUCCUUCGUUCAACCUUGUCGUCUCCCACGAUGGCCUCCCCAAUCCCUUCGACAAUCGACCAACCGACGAGUCCUCUUCGUAUCUCAAUGCGCAGUCGCAACACUCCCAACAACACGACGAUAUAGAGCUCGCUACUCCCCUGACACCCGUAACGCCUGCCAUCCAAUCCGUUGACCACGAUGAUGCCCACAGUCCGGAAACAACUCGGCCGUCACCUCGGCCCACCGCCAACAUUCCUCUAAAAGAUCCGGUACUUGCGCUGCGCAUCUCCCGACCUGGUCACCUCUUUGCUGUGAUAACCUUGACAUCGAUGACUAUAUGGCAGGUCAAGCCUACAGUCAUUCUUGCCGUGGUUGUACGCUCCGAGUCGUCUCUGUCAACAUAUGGCGAGAAUGUCGACCUUUUACUGCGCCCAGACUCGGCCAUCUUCGUGGUUCGAACAACUCUGGGCUAUCUCAUCACCUACUCUCUAGCGACGGACUCUGAAGCCCAUGUAUACAAGCCUUACUUUCCAAGUUACGCAAAUAUCCAGCGACGUCGCCAAAACCAUCAUGGUGGGCCCGGAAGCACAGCUCCAGAUCAGUAUCUUUGGGGUCCUGGCGAAGGACAAGGGGUGCGUGAUGUGAGCGUCCGCUUCAGGAUGGUCAUCAAGGUUGAUGCCGGCAUAGAAAGCGCUUUGGCACUGGACGACGAACUGGUUGUGGCUACACGCAAACCAGCAGCUAUUCAGUGCAUACGCUGGACCCCAGACCAAAGCGGCAGUCAGACCAAGACAGAGAUUAUCAGUCGAAUGGGAUGGCUGGAGAAGAAGAUCACCAUUGUUGAGAUGACCCAUGAUCGACCUAUGAACCUGUCGACUUGGAUCACAAGUGACGGCAAAGUCUAUGCAGUCCAGCGUCUACAUCCACGCGACCAGUCUCAGGGAAAUUCUCAAGGAGCGGAUCCCAAGAAGCUGUUCAAGGGUUACUGUUUCCAUACACCGAUCAACCCGGAAGAAGCUGCCAGGAAAGCUGUCAUAAACGCAAGGUUCUCUUUGAUUGCUGUCGGGUGCGCAGAUGGCUGCAUCCGUGUGUAUUCCGCUCGAGAUUAUGCCGGGAACAUCCCGCCUUCGCACACGCACACUACUCCGGUGUCAACGAUAAUCUCCGGCUCGAUCACCACUCUGAGCUACUCCCCUGACGGUUACUGUCUAUUUGCCGGCUUUGAAAACGGCUGGGCUACCUGGAGCGUUUAUGGAAAGCCCGGCAGUCAUAGUUUUGGUGCGCACGAUGCGAUCAUUGAGGCCAACGGGGAGAACUGGGUCGCCGGCGUAGGGGAUGCCGUCUGGCUCGGGAGUGGCUCAGAGAUACUAAUUACACAUCAUCAACACGAGGCAAUUUGGGUACUGGAAAUGGCCAGGAGUGCAGUGGUCGGUAACUACAACGCGGCAAAUCUCAUGCGCACGGUAUUACAGACCAGCACGAAUGUCAUGAUAUAUCGCGGUUAUGAUCUGCCAGAUCUAGCGAGCAUAUCUGCAGAGCCUCAUUUGUGGCAUACGGCAAAAGUACCUCCAGCCUACCUUCUUCAGCAUUGGCCUAUUCGGCAUACCGUGAUUUCGCCAGAUGGGCGAUAUGUUGCUGUGGCUGGGCGCCGAGGUCUGGCCCACUACAGUGUCAACAGUGGCCGUUGGAAGACGUUCGCCAACGAGGCCAUGGAAAACGAAUUUCAGGUUAGAGGCAGCAUGUGUUGGUAUCAGCAUAUCCUUGUGGCCGCCGUAGAGGCCAACAAGUUGCAUGAACUUCGCCUCUACUCUAGGGAGACGGCCCUCGACAACUCUCAAGUGCUACACACCCAGCCGUUACCAGCACCGGUGGUUCUAGUGACCACAUCGGGGGAAGACUCCUUGCUGGUAUACACAUACGAGAAUCUUCUGUAUCAUUUUAUCUUCGCACCGACGGGCGGCUCGAUUAGGCUGGUUCAGCUUGGGCAAAUUGCGUUUCACGGCAUAGUGCGAUCACCCGCAAGAGUCCGUGGGCUGAGCUGGAUUCUGCCGGAUAGCCAACUCGUUGACGGUGAUCCGUCACAGGAUGUCGCUGUUGCAUCAGUCUUAUUCCUGGUUGAUGCCAAACUGGUACUGCUUCAACCAUCGUUUAACAGCGAAGGGAAUCUGAAGUAUGAUAUGAAGGUCAUCGCUCAAAACGUGGAGUUCCAUGUGAGCAUGAGAGAUCAGCCGCAUUUCGACGCAAUAGCUACGCAAGCAGAAGAGUCAUUGCCAAUGGGUGCAGACGUGACUCUGCGGAACUCCCUCUGGGCGUUCGAUGGCCAGGAAUUCAAGCUUUGGCCGGACAUACAAGAGGUGUUGCGAGCAGCAUCGACUGAGUCACAAAGGGAUCUACCUAGGACGAUAUCAGUUCCUCUGGACUUUUAUCCUCUUUCAACCCUUCUUAGUAAGGGUAUAAUUCUUGGGGUCGAAGCCGAUCUUGUACAGAGGCGGGAUAUCAGCUUUUCAUUUUUCCGCUUCGCCAUCAGGACCCAUCUGUUUUUGCCCGACAUUUUGCGUUUCUUUCUGUCCAAGGGCAAGGCUGUUGACGCCGUCAAGCUGUCGGAACAGUAUCAGAACUUGGAGUAUUUCGCGCAUGCGCUAGAAAUCUUGCUCCACAAGGUUCUCGACGACGAAGUGGAUUCUGGACCAAGCCCGGAGGAGGCAAUUCUACCCCGAGUUUUGUCACUGUUGUCUUCUUUUAAACAUUACUUGGACAUUGUGGUACAAUGCACAAGGAAGACAGAAGUGAGACAGUGGCGGACGCUUUUUGCUUACCUCCCACCGGUGCAAGAGCUGUUUGAAGAGUCACUCCAGCGAGGGUCUCUCAAGACUGCUGGUGGCUAUCUUAUCAUUCUCCACACACUUGAUGAGUUAGGGUCUGCCUCGGAGCAAACCGUGCGAUUGCUGUCCAGGGCGAUGAAAGAGGGUGAUUGGGAUUUGUGCAAGGAAUUGGCACGGUUCCUAGCGGCCAUGGACGAGACGGGCGACACACUACGCGAGGCCAUGGAGGGGGUGAACAUUACACUCAAGAGCAAUGAGGACCAAACUGGGAUAAUAAGUCGGCUUGAUGUGCCAAAUAGUAGAGGGGUGAAUGGCUUGGGCCUUAAAUACGCAGAACAGAGCGACGAAAUGGAGUCAGAAGGCCAGUCGGUUAGCGACGCUGCGAGCUUCAGUUCGGAAGGUCGCUAG
Messenger RNA from Colletotrichum graminicola M1.001, 3264 nucleotides. RefSeq lists its product as uncharacterized. Gene Ontology annotation, cellular component: Golgi membrane; cytosol; Ric1-Rgp1 guanyl-nucleotide exchange factor complex. The transcript is spliced from 3 exons. Gene Ontology annotation, molecular function: protein binding. Gene Ontology annotation, biological process: intracellular protein transport; retrograde transport, endosome to Golgi. The record is from RefSeq and is a predicted model, not a curated record. The coding region runs from base 1 to 3264 and encodes 1087 amino acids. Lineage: Eukaryota; Fungi; Ascomycota; Sordariomycetes; Glomerellales; Glomerellaceae.